AUGGCGUCUUCAUCAUCCCCCACCGCCGACCAGGAACCGCUACUCCGCCGCGCCCAUUCCCCGAGCAGCAGCAUAUCCAGCUACGACAGCACAUCCAAAUCUCCAAUCGAUGAAGAGGAGGUGCCACUUGGCCAGAGUAACCUUCUCGACCGGUCGGUGGAAAAUGAUAUCCUUCCGGAAACGGCCGUGCUGGGCCGCAACCUAGGAUGGAGCAGCGCUUAUAUCCUGAUCAUGUCGCGUGUCAUAGGCAGCGGAAUUUUCGCGACUCCCGGUUCAAUUGUGCAAUCAGUGGGGAGUAUCGGAAUCACGCUGUUGCUCUGGGUAGCUGGCGCUCUGAUAGCUUGGUUGGGCUUGGCGAUCAGUUUAGAGUAUGGGUGCAUGUUGCCAAGGUCUGGAGGGGAGAAAGUUUAUCUCGAAUUCGUCUACCGACGUCCGCGGUUCUUAGCUUCAAUUCUUAUCGCAGUCCGCUCCGUGCUUCUUGGAUUCACAGCCUCCAACUGCAUUGUUUUCGGCGAGUACGUCUUAUAUGCUCUCAAACGAGAACCGUCGCAGUUCGAAGGGAAACUUCUUGGUCUUGGAUUGCUCACCACUGUCGUUAUCAUGCACAGCUGCUUUUUGAAGACAGGAAUACUUAUACAAAAUGUGCUCGGCUGGGUCAAAAUCGCUUUGGCCAUCUUUAUGGUCUUUACAAGCAUCUUCGUGGUUCUUUUCCGGAGCAACGAGGGUAUAGAAGGCGCUUCCCAAAUCAAAACUAACAGCAGCUAUAUCUGGGAGGGUUCUGUGUGGAACUGGGGAAUCAUCUCCACUGCAAUGUUCAAGGUUUCCUACUCGUAUGCCGGCCUUUCCAACGUCAACAGUGUUCUCAACGAGGUGAAGAACCCGGUUAAAACGCUGAAGUCAGCAGCUACAACUGCACUCAUAACGUCUUGUGCUCUAUAUCUCCUAGUCAACGUUGCCUACUUUCUAGUUGUGCCAAUCGAGGAUAUCAAAGAUUCCGGGGAGUUGAUCGCUGCGUUAUUCUUUGAACGCGUAUUCGGCACCGAUGUUGGAAGGGUACUGCUGCCACUGGCAAUAGCGACCUCGGCGGCGGGAAAUGUCAUGGUUGUAACAUUCAGUCACGCUCGAGUUGUGCAAGAGAUAGCACGGCAAGGAUUUCUUCCGUUCUCGCAAUUCAUCUCUUCCUCCAAACCAUUCGGAGCGCCAAUGGGCGCUUUGAUUACGCAUUACAUCCCGUCUUUUCUGGUCAUCAUCAUUCCUGCCGGCAACAUCUAUUCCUUUAUCAUGGACGUUGAGGGUUAUCCAGGGCAGUUCUUCUCCAUAGCCAGCUCCGCUGGCUUAAUCUGGCUCCGAUUCAAAAGACCAGAUUUGAGAAGGCCAUAUAGGGCGUUUCUUCCGGCCGUCGGGUUUCAGAUCGCGCACUCGAUUUCCGUGAUAUUUGCACCAUUCAUACCACGAGAAGGCUUGAAUUGGAGGCAACAUCUCUCCGCAGUCAGCUACGCCUUUGUCGGGACUGCUAUUCUUUUGUUUGGCGUUUUAUAUUGGUAUGUUUGGACAGUAUGGUUACCACGCCGGAAUGGCUGCACUCUUGAAGAGACAGUAGCAACUUUAGAUGAUGGCACGACGGUCACGCAGCUUGUGCAUAUUCCUAUAGGAUCAAAGCCGGUACCAACGACAUACGAUGAAUGA
Messenger RNA from Mytilinidion resinicola, 1686 nucleotides. Its product is annotated as amino acid transporter. Gene Ontology annotation, biological process: amino acid transmembrane transport. Gene Ontology annotation, cellular component: membrane. The transcript has 4 exons. The record is from RefSeq and is a predicted model, not a curated record. Gene Ontology annotation, molecular function: L-amino acid transmembrane transporter activity. Lineage: Eukaryota; Fungi; Ascomycota; Dothideomycetes; Mytilinidiales; Mytilinidiaceae. Bases 1 to 1686 code for a protein of 561 amino acids.